AUGAUGCAGAGAGCUGCACCUCUCUGUGCAUCAAACUCACUUCCUUCGUUUCCCACCACUCUUCCGAGCCGUCAUCUAAUCGGAGCACCAAUUCGUAACCGAACCACCACAACGUCUACAGCUUCCUACUCGUUUCGAUUUCCCUUGAACCGUCUGCAAAAUUUGAGACUUGCUCUCCCUACUCUUCAUAGCACCGCUACUCAAGAGGCAGUUGAAACUUCUAAGACUGGAUCAGGAUUUGUUGAGAUUGGAUACAUAUCCAGCGUUCAUGGGCUUCAAGGAGAGAUUCGUGUAAAAACAAGCACUGAUUUUCCAGAAUUGCGAUUUUCUGAGCCUGGUAUAAGAUGGUUGAAGCAACAAAUUUUGGGCCGAGAAACAGUUCAAGAAGUGGAACUGGUAGAGGGAAGAGGACACCCUGGUCAGAAGAGUUGGAUACUUAGAUUCAGUGGGAUUGACACAGUUGAUCAAGCUAAGCAGCUUGUUGGGUCAACUUUACUGGUGAGGGAACAUGAUAGGCCGGAGUUGGAUGAAGGCGAAUAUUAUACUCGUGAUCUUGUUGGUGUCAGAGUUAUCCUUAAGGAAACUGGUGAAUUUGUGGGAACUGUUGCUAAUGUUUACAACUAUGGGGCAAGUGAUCUUUUACAUGUCAAGCUUGAUUCGUCAUUAAAUAUACUGGAUAAAACCGGAAAGCCAAGGCCAACAGAAACGGUGGUUUCUGAUCACCUUGUGUGGGUACCAUUUGUUGAAGCAAUUGUUCCACAUGUUGAUAUGAAUAGAAGAGAAAUCCAGAUUACGCCUCCUAAGGGACUCCUUGAAUUAAAUUUGCGCUUUGAUGAGAGGUCGAAGAAAGAAAGGCGGCAGCUUGAAUGGAAGGAGAGGAAAAAGUUCCAAAAGCGCCUCAUAGCAGCAAAAAAGAAACUAUGUGAAAUGGAGCAACAACAUGUAUUUCAUGGCUUUAGAUUUGGGGAGAAAGCCCAAGGGAGGUUGCUUGCUGAUCAAAUUGUUGGUGUGAAUUCCAAGUUGCUUCAAUAUGCAUUGAAAAAUAUUGAGAUACCCUCCAAGAGAUGGAAUGUAGCGGAGUUGGUCAGAUCCUCAGAAACCGAGAAAACACGUACUCUGAAAAUAUCAGAGGAGUGCCUCACUUCUUCUGCAAGUAAAGAGAAGCUGGGUGUGAAUUGGGCUUUUCAAGAAAGGGGCCUCCAUCUCAUGUCUAAAGGGAAAUUGGCCAUUGUUUUAGUUGUGAAUGAAAGUGAGGAGCAAGCAUGCGGCAGUGACCAUGAUCUUGUUGACUCUCAAAGCAACGAGACUUCACCAUGUUCCCUUCUCCAGAAAUUUCUUUGUGAUGACCAGAGAUUUGUAGAGACAGAAGAACGUGCAUUUGUGCCUGUGAUUUUUAUUUCCUCAGCCCGCGGAAUUGAAUCUUUAAGAAGGCUGUUCUCAGAUAAUGAUUAUUUUGGCUUUGAACCCCAAAAGGUCUGGUAUCUGGAAGAAGAGAAGCUACCAAUUGUUAGCAGUUCACUGGAAGAACAGAACAGGCGUAAGAUAUUGAUGAAAUCUCCAUGGGAAAUACUCCAAUCACCUGUUGGUUCUGGUGGUGUUAUUAGCUUGCUUUCAUCACACAACAUUCCAGAUAAUCUUAGCAAAAUUGGUGUUGAAUACAUCGAGGUAUGCAGCACCAAUCAAAGAAACCUUGGCGUGAACACGCUUCUCCUUGGGUUUCUUACUACACGUGGAGCAGAUCUUGGGAUCCAAAUACCAAGAGAUGUAGAAGAUUUUGAGGAGAGUUUUGACAUGAUUUUCUCGGUCAACUUUAUGGAGAAGUUAACAAGACGGAUUGAUAAGCUCCAGUUCUUUGCAAUACCAAAGCCAAAUUCACAUGUUGAGAAGGUUGACAAAGAGUGGGUUGAUGUUGUCCCCUCAUCUCCUAACUCAUAUGAGCUUUGCUCUUCAAUUUACGGUUCCCUAAAUGCCUGUUCUUUUGACAAGGUUUGUGUAAUGGAGGUCACAGAGUAACUUAUCAAUUACAUGUACAAACUUUAUCACUUCCAUUAACAAACGCAAAUACAAACUCUGAUAUCUUUGGCAAAACAAUUGAGUUAAACAUGUUUUGGUUUUA
This is a messenger RNA of Carya illinoinensis, 2116 nucleotides long. RefSeq lists its product as uncharacterized. NCBI's taxonomy places the organism in Eukaryota, Viridiplantae, Streptophyta, Magnoliopsida, Fagales, Juglandaceae. The record is from RefSeq and is a predicted model, not a curated record. Gene Ontology annotation, molecular function: ribosome binding; UDP-N-acetylglucosamine diphosphorylase activity. Gene Ontology annotation, biological process: UDP-N-acetylglucosamine biosynthetic process; rRNA processing. Gene Ontology annotation, cellular component: ribosome. The coding region runs from base 1 to 2013 and encodes 670 amino acids. The transcript has 10 exons.